GGGGGCCGAGACAAAGCGGCCGCUAAUGAAUGGGGACCGGGAUCCGGAUCCGGCUGCUCCUCCUCCGCCUCCGCCUCCUGCAGCCGGGCCGCCGGGCCGAGGCCGGGGCCGGGAGAGCCGCGGAGAUCCUGUUUGGACGUAUGGUUGGGAAAGUGAAGAAGAGUGUGGGAAAUGAAGUCAGGGGCCAGGGAGAAGACGAUGACCUUGCCCCCUCGGCCUUCCUUCUCUCCUUUCCUCCCUGAUGUAGUGGAUACAGAAUACUGAACCUUUGGGUCAGGAAAAGUUCUCUUAGCUCGGCGACCCUGGACAAAUGGCUUCACUUUUCUGGUUCUCUGUUUCCUCAUCUAUAAUGCUGGCUCUUACCUCACAGGAAGGUGACACAAAAGGAUCAUGUUUACAUUUUCAAGAUGAACGAGAUUCUGACCUUGAGAAGAGAAGCUGAACCAUCGCGGCCCACGCUUAUGUUCACAGCAUGGAGCAUUUGUACUCAAGAGGCUCAGAACGGUGACUUGGGCCCUGUGAUGAUCUGCUCUCAAAGAGACUGAGUUGUGUCUGCAAGUUUUCAGUAAGAGUGGAAAAUGAAUCCUGUUUGCAAAAACAGCCACGUUACAAAAGACUGAAGAUUGGACGUUUGUGCUCUUGCACAAACUCUGUUCUUUGGAUCAAAUUGUCCUCCUAAGUUAUUACCAUACAAUGAUACAGCCAGAAUAAUCACUGUCAAUCAUGGAUAAGAAUCAGGAAACAUGUCCAAAAAUGGAUAAUAGUUUUGUGUUAGAUAAAAUAAAUUUUAAAGUAGAACCCGAAGAUAACAUGAUGAACCAUAGUUUGGAAAGAAUGGAUUUUAAAAGUGAGCAACAGGAUGUGAGACAGACGGACAGCAGCGACGAACAAGCAGAAUUCAAAGGAAAAAGCCGUAGCAGUCGUCACCCUGGGAAAUACUCUUCUCCUGACAACGAGGAGGAGUAUGGCUCUUUAUUUUCACAGUACAGCAGCACACUGUACGAUGUGGCAAUGGAAGCUGUGGCGCAGAGCCUUCUUUCCAGCAGAAAUAUAAGCUCCAGGAAAAAGUCUCCAGCUUGGAAUCACUUCUUCAUUUCUCCUCGGGAUAGCACUAAAGCAAUAUGUAUGUACUGUAUGAAGGAAUUCAGUCGGGGUAAGAAUGAGAAGGACCUGAGUACCAGCUGCCUGAUGAGACACGUGCGAAGGGCCCACCCCACCGUGCUCAUUCAGGAAAACGGGAGCGUGCCCAGCAUCGCCUCCUUUCCAUCUCCAUCCCUACUCCUCCCUCCACAGCCUGCGGACGUCGGCGACCUGAGCACCGUCUUGUCACCUAUAAAACUGGUCAAGAAGAUCGCUUCCAAGAUGCCCUCCCCAGACCGCUCUGUCGUGGAGGAAUCUGGCUCCGUCGUUUCUUCUGAAGAAAUGUCGUCCGACUUGUCCAUCUCGGAGAAAUACCACAAAGAAGAAGCCCUGGUGGCCUCCUCUCCCCACCUGGCCAGCGCCCAGUACGAGGAAGCUGUGGAGAACGUAGCAGAAAAGAGCGUGGCCGUCCCGAAGAGCGCAUCAGGGUCCCGGAGAAGGUCUGCUGUCUGGAAGCAUUUUUAUCUGUCUCCUCUAGACAACUCUAAAGCCGUCUGCAUCCACUGCAUGAAUGAGUUUAGUAGAGGGAAGAACGGGAAAGAUCUGGGGACGAGCUGUUUGAUAAGACACAUGUGGAGGGCCCAUCGCUCAAUUGUUUUGCAAGAGAACGGAGGAGGGACAAGCAUACCACCUCUUUAUUCCGCUCCCCCAACACUGUUGCCUUCUUUACUGCCCUCGGAGGGAGAGCUGAACUCUGUGGCAUCUUCUCCAGGAAAGUUAGUGAAAGAGUCACCCUCAGCCUCCUCUUCUCCUGAUAGGCUAGCGGAAGAAAUCCACUCUCAUCUCAAUCCUGGAGAUGCUUUAAUGGAAGACGUGUCUGUCCUGUCAUCUUCUGAUGACAUCGGGGAAGCAUCCCUGGUGUCUUCUCCCGAGAAGCAGGGGGAUGCAUUGAGUACCUUAAUAUUUGAGCCGGGCACUGUUUUUCAGCAAAAUAAAAAGAUAAUGAAAAGACUGAAGUCUGAAGUUUGGCAUCAUUUUUCGCUGUCUCCCACGGACAACUUGAAAGCAGUCUGCAGAUAUUGUAGUUGUAUGAUUAGUCGUGGGAAAAAGGGUGAUGUUGGUACAAGUUGUUUGAUGAGGCAUCUGUACAGGCGUCAUCCAGAAGUGAUUGGGAACCAGAAGAGCUUCAUUGAUGCUAGUUUGGCAAAUUCUCCUUAUGCCACUUUGGCUUCUGCAGAAUGUUCCUCCUCCAAAUUGACCGACUUGCCAACGAUGGUUACGAAUGAUAAUCAAGUGAUCUUUCCUGUUAAUAGCAAAAAGACCUCAAAACUGUGGAAUCAUUUUUCCAUUUGUUCAGCAGACUCAACAAAAGUAGUAUGUUUGCACUGUGGACGUACAAUAAGCAGGGGAAAGAAGCCAACCAAUCUGGGUACCAGUUGCCUUCUAAGACAUUUACAACGGUUUCAUGGCAACGUGCUGAAAAAUGACGCCUCAGAGACAGUGUUGCCCUCUGCUGCCGAGAUGCGUGUGCCCCUGAGCACAGAGUUACUAGGAUCAUCGUCCUUGGACGAAACCAAUGAAAAGUUUUCUGACUCUCACCCAGUUGCCAAAAAAAUCACAAGUCUUGUAGCAGAAAUGAUUGCACUUGACCUUCAGCCAUAUUCUUUUGUAGACAAUAUUGGCUUUAACAGGCUGCUUGAAUACUUGCAACCUCAAUAUUCUUUACCUGCGCCAUCUUACUUUUCUAGGACCGCAAUCCCAGAUAUGUACGAUAAUGUGAAGCAGAUCAUUGUUUCCCAUCUUAAAGAAGCUGAGAGUGGCGUGAUCCAUUUCACCUCCGGGAUCUGGAUGAGUAGCCAGACUCGGGAGUAUCUCACCCUCACUGCACACUGGGUCACGUUUGAGUCGUCAGUCCGGCCCCAUUGUGAAGACUACCACUGCUCCGCACUUUUAAACGUGUCCCAGGUGGAUUGUGACUACAGUGGGGUCAGUGUUCAGAAGCAGCUGGAAUAUUGGUGGGAAGCCUGGGUCACCUCGGUUGGCCUUCAGAUUGGGAUUACCGUGACUGAUAAUCAGAGCAUUGGGAAAACAUUAAAUGAAGGGGAACACUCCAGUGUGCCGUGUUUUGGUCACACGAUUAAUCUGAUCGUCAAUGAGGCUAUUAAAAGUCAGAGGAUGGUUCAGAACUUACUUAGCAUCGCUAGGAAAAUCUGUGAACGGGUGCAUCGGUCAGCAAAGGCAAAAGAGAAACUUGCUGAGUUGCAGAAAGAAUACGCGCUGCCUCCGCACCAUCUUAUUCAGGACGUUCCGUCCAGAUGGAAUACGUCCUUCCACAUGCUCGAGCGCCUCAUUGAGCAGAAGAGGGCAAUUGACGAGAUGUCCAUCGAAUGCGGCUUCCGCGAGCAAAUCAGCUGUGACCAGUGGGAAGUCAUGCAGUCUGUGUGCCACGCCUUGAAGCCCUUUGAGGCCGCGAGUCGGGAGAUGAGUGCACACGUGUCCACGCUGAGCCAGGUCAUCCCGAUGAUUCACAUUCUCAAUAGGAAAAUAGAAAUGCUGUUUGAGGAAACAAUGGGCAUUGACACCAUGUUGAAGUCUUUGAAAGAAGCAAUGGUAAGUAGAUUAUCCUCUACCCUUCAUGACCCAAGGUACAUUUUUGCUACGCUUUUGGACCCCCGUUAUAAAGCUUCCUUAUUUACAGAAGAGGAGGCUGAACAGUACAGGCAAGAUUUAAUCAGGGAACUAGAAAUAUUGAGUUCUACCUCAGAUGAUAAACCUGUUUCCAAUGGGUGUGAUAUAGGUUCACCAUCUACAAACUCUGUUGGAGAGGACAGCCUCUGGUCACUUAUGGCCAAGCUUAAAAAAAAAGAUCUAAAAGACAAGACAAAGCUGCCAGAAGAAAUGGUGCUUGCCUACUUGGAGGAAGAGGUGCUCGAACACAACUGUGACCCCCUAACGUACUGGAAUUUAAAGAAGUCGUCCUGGCCGUCCCUGGCCAAGCUGGCCGUCAGGUUCUUGGGCUGUCCCCCAAGCAUCGUUCCUUCGGAAAGACUGUUCAGCAAUACAUCCAGUGAAAACAGCAGCUUUAGCCAGUCCAGGCUCAUGAUGGAACACUUUGAAAAACUGAUCUUUUUGAAAGUAAAUCUUCCUUUAAUAUACUUUCAGUAUUGAAACGAAUGAACAAGCUGCCAGAUUCAAGCGAUUGACGCCUACUGAACAUUCACUGUCUUUGUGACUGGGAUGGUUGAGUCGCUCCACGUAGGGGCCAUGUAUGACAUCCAAUCAGUGACCCUGAUUCCAAGGUUAGCGCCACUCUCCAGCUUUCAAUCCAAUGUCUACAUGUGCCUUAUCCAUAGUUCUUCAGGCCAGAUGGUGUAUAUAUGUUUUUUUAAGAAGUCCACACUAGGUAGAGUCUGUCUUGUCAAAUUAUAAAAUAUGACUAUUAGGUUUUAAUCCAUAACUGUAAACUUUUAAGGGGGGAUGUCAGUUAUUUGUUUUAAUAGAAUGGCAAAACAGAGAGAGAGAGAUGGACACAGUUUGACUCUGUAGGGUUUUUUUAUUCAAGUAUGUAAAAACCAUGAACCAGGUACUGUAUUUUAGUUCAUCUUUGCUCUUAGGGCAGCAGAGCCACUUUUAGAGCUGUCCGGUGGAAGCUGGGUUUCAGAGGUGGAGGUCAAAGCCAUCCUUUCCUAAGCAGUUGUUGACCGCCGGCUCUCAGAUGGCGGGAGGGUGCAAACAAGCCAGACGGGGGGAGCCGCUUACUAGCAUGGGAAAUGUUUAGUAUUCGAACACGCAACUAAAGUGAGAGGUAUUAUGGAAUAUCUGUUAUACAGGGAUCUCUAAAGAAACUUCCCAUUGGUUUUUGUGUUUGUUUUUUUGUGUUUUUUAUUCAGGUUUUACAUUUGUCCUUGAACUUCAGAACUAUUCUGAGUAUUUAUAUAAGCUGCUUGGUAUUUUCACCAAGGUUUGUGAAUUCAUGCUUAUGUUAUUUAACACAGUGCAUAAGAUGGCAAGAUAUCUACAGCAGAAGCUCAGUUAAUUGAUGGUGAAGCCUUUAAAAUCCAC
Molecule: messenger RNA, 5142 nt
Organism: Phascolarctos cinereus (koala)
Lineage: Eukaryota; Metazoa; Chordata; Mammalia; Diprotodontia; Phascolarctidae
Gene: ZBED4
Product: zinc finger BED-type containing 4
Molecular function (GO): DNA binding; protein dimerization activity
Source: RefSeq, a predicted model, not a curated record